ACGUUCUUCAAUUCCAAUACAUUUUUAUUUCACUCUCUCACUCUUUCGUUUCUCAGAUCCCUUCUUCUAACCCUUUCUUCUUCUUCUCUUCUCUUUUUCUGUAACCGUUUACACAAACCCUAAAAAACCACCACGAAGAACCACCAUAACCGCUCUCACAUACUCUCUUCUUCACUAUUCGUAUCGGAGAUUUUGUUAUCGUCGCAGGUUUCGAGAAAUUAGAUCUGCUGGUUGAUCUAAACCGUUUGUUUUUGAUAAGCUACGUGGGUUAGUUACACUGUUACGACGUACUUUAGGGUUUUGCUUUGUUUGUGGUUUGUGGUUUGUGAUAUUUGAUACGUUGUACUUGGUCUUGGUCUGGUACUUGUUCUGGUCUGAGAAGUGAGAUCUGUAAUUUGAUUCUGUGAAGUUAAGGUUUUUGUUUGAGAAAUGGAGACACUUGUUGUUGUAGCUCAGCAUAGGAACCAAUACUAUGGUGGAUCUAAAUCGCCACGAUUUGGUUCUUCUUCUCCUUCGAGUCACUUUAGGGGUAUUAAUUGUAGAACUUUUCAAACUGGGUCUGGUAUUCUACCAACACCGUUUAACUCCACUACUUCGGCUUCGCCGGAUAAUAAACUGAAAACACCUUUAAGUACUCCGGUUUCGAAAUCUGAUGGUAAAAGUUUGUUCAAAGAUGCACCUAGUAGUGCCCCAGUUUCUAUCAGAGACAAUGGUUGUAGAAAGGAGGUAGCUUUUGUUGAUGCUAAUGGUAGUUUUCUGCUUUCGGAACUUUGGGCUGGACCUACUUAUUCGAAUUCACCACCGCCUAGUUCUUUGCCGAUUCCAAAAUUCUCUGUUAGGCCCAAGAGGACUGUGUCUCUUGAGCUUCCUGUUUCUGCUUUACCCGAGAUUGAAAUGCGCCAGUUUGCUUACUCUGCGCCUUGUUCCCCUCGUCAGGAGGAUUCCCCCUUUGCAAAAGAUUUCCUUGUUAAUGAUGAUUCUGCGACUAAGACACUCUGUCGCAUUCUCAAUCUUAAUUUGGAUGAUGAGUGAUUGAUGCUCGAAGGAGCAAAUGGUUAUUGUAAAUAAGUCUGUCUUUUUUUUUUCCUAUGAAGUUCAGUUAGUGUUAGUUUUGCUGUGUAUAUAGAGUGGCCAAAUAAAAGUAUGAGUUUGGUUGGUUGAGUUUGUGUAGCUUUCAGCAGCGGUGUAUGUAGUGCCCUUGAUAACAAUGAUUAAUGGCUGUCGUUGGUUGACAUUCUCCAGAUUUUGGAAAUUUGAUCAGGUUUGACAUUGAGGGUAAUGUCGAAAAAAGGGUAAGUGAGUGUAUAUUGUAAAGCUCUUUUGGGGAGCAGGUUUUGGUGGUUUUGGUUUGUGACUUAGUUGACAUUGAUGGAAGCUGCAGAGAAAAUGGUAUGGAGGUAGAGAUGACGGUAAUAGGUGGGAGUUGCAUGAUGGAAUAUAGUUUGGCCUGAAGAAAGUUACUUGUUAUAUCGAUGAAAUAUAUAGUUCACAGCAUCAUUUCUUCUCAGAAUGAUUAACUUAAUUUAAUCUGAUUAAGGAUUUAGACCUCUUGCUUUAGUACAUACUUUAGGUUGUAUCUAAUCUUGAUCUUACCGAAACUCUUUAGACCUCAGUCCUCUGGUUUUUAAUCCUCUCUUGAAAUUUCUUUUCUUUUCUUAUCAUAUAUAUACUUCUCUAGCCUUGUAGGUGACCUACUGUUUACAAGUUAGUAGAUAGUUACAACCUUUCUUUCCAGUCCUAAUCCUCUUCUCUCCUAGCUAUCUUUUGUUUCUCCCUCUCAGAGGGUAAAGUUUGCCCCUUCACCAUCUUUUCUGUUUUUUACAAAGAAAAGCUGGAAGGGUUUGGUUUAUAUAGUCUUUUGUAGCUGAAUGCUUUAGCUUCUUUAGGUUAAAUCCUUGUCACACUGUAUGUUACUUACCAUUCACUUAAACCCGUUUAUGUCCCAUUUCCGCCUUUUGGUUAUUUCUUCUUUCUUUUGUCUUCACCUGUCUUAUCCUACAUGGAGAUUGUCGACUAUACUACGCCGAAAUUAAGGGAGGUGUUACCGCACUGAUGCUGUUAUAUUCUACAUGGCUUGUUCAACUACAAGUUCGUAUCUGUUCGUGAAGUCCCUUUUGUUCGUAAACUUUGCAGUGUUUUGUUAUUUUGUGCUUUUGUAACUUGUGGAACUUUGCUUGAUCUGUUGAGAUAAUUGCUUAACGGCUAUGAUCUACAUUUCAUGUUUUGUAUCUGAGUUAAGGACCAAGUACUUUGUAUUCUCUUGUCUAGUUGUUGGGUUGCUUUGAAAGCUCUGAUACUAUUUUAUGUUUUUAAUAUAAUGUGGACGUAUUUGUUUUGUUCUUAAACUGAA
This is a messenger RNA of Vicia villosa (hairy vetch), 2350 nucleotides long. RefSeq lists its product as uncharacterized. Lineage: Eukaryota; Viridiplantae; Streptophyta; Magnoliopsida; Fabales; Fabaceae. The transcript is spliced from 3 exons. The coding region runs from base 430 to 1032 and encodes 200 amino acids. The record is from RefSeq and is a predicted model, not a curated record.